Molecule: messenger RNA, 2052 nt
Organism: Gracilinanus agilis (Agile Gracile Mouse Opossum)
Lineage: Eukaryota; Metazoa; Chordata; Mammalia; Didelphimorphia; Didelphidae
Gene: LMLN
Product: leishmanolysin like peptidase
Biological process (GO): proteolysis; cell adhesion
Cellular component (GO): cytoplasm; membrane
Molecular function (GO): metalloendopeptidase activity
Source: RefSeq, a predicted model, not a curated record
AUGGUAACAACGCUGGGUAGCUUAAAGAUGGCAGCCGAAGCAGGCGGCGGUUCGGGCGGGCGGCGCCCGAGUGGACCUCUGUGGACCUUGCUGCUCUUCCUGACGGGUCUUCGGCCGAGCAUCGCCGCCUCCUCUUCGGUUUCCCUGAGCGGCGGUUCCCACUGCCAGCACCGCGUCCCUUCCGCCGAUGAGGUCAUAUACAAGGUUCAUCUGAAAACAAAUCAUAUCCUGAAGAGAGAUGUUGAUCAGCAUUUAAGAAUUAAGAUUGUUAAUGAUAAAAGUAUUGAAGAGUUGCUUCCUGAGAAAAAGCACCUUAUAAAGAAUAAACUUUUCCCACAAGCUAUUUCAUAUUUGGAGAAGACAUUUCAAGUCCGUAGACGUUCUGGCCCCAUCUUACUUAGCAGACAAUGCUCAACAAACCAGUAUAUCAGAAAAAGAAAUGACCCUCACAGAUACUGUAAAGAUUCCUGUGCGGAGCAUACCAAAUGUGGCCCCAUCCGAGUGCCUGAGGAGCAUCUUCAGCCAUGUUGGGUUUGUCGUGAACCCAAAAGUAUGUGUGGAUCAUUGGGAUUGCCCGGCAGUGAUGGUAUUAAGGAUGCAGACUUUGUGCUGUAUGUCAGUGCUCUAACCACUGAAAGGUGCAGCCAAGAAAAUAUCAUUGCUUAUGCAGCCUAUUGCCAGCAAGAAGCAGAGAUGGACAGGCCCGUAGCAGGAUAUGCUAACCUGUGUCCAAAUAUGAUUUCCACUCAACCUCAAGAAUUUAUCGGAAUGUUGUCAACAGUGAAGCAUGAGAUUAUUCAUGCCUUGGGUUUCUCUGCUGGACUUUUUGCCUUCUACCAUGAUAAUGAUGGAAAACCUCUGACCUCAAGAUAUGCAAGUGGUUUGCCACCUUUUAAUAGCAGUCUUGGAUUAUAUCAAUGGAGUGAUAAGGUGGUUCGAAAAAUGGAGAGACUAUGGGAUGUUCAAGGUAGUAGGAUGAUUCCUCACAGUGUGUUUCUUCUCGUAACACCUCGUGUUGUUGAUGAAGCUCGGAAACAUUUUAAUUGUCCAAUUCUAGAAGGAAUGGAACUUGAAAAUCAAGGUGGCCUAGGCACUGAACUGAACCACUGGGAAAAACGGUUAUUAGAGAAUGAAGCAAUGACUGGCUCUCACACACAGAACCGAGUCCUCUCUCGAAUAACCUUAGCAUUAAUGGAGGAUACAGGCUGGUAUAAAGCUAAUUACAGCAUGGCAGAGACCUUAGACUGGGGCCGUGGUAAGGGCUGUGACUUCGUCAUGAAGAGUUGUAAAUUCUGGAUUGAUCAACAAAGACAAAAGAGACAGGUGCUAACCCCGUAUUGUGACACGCUAAGAAGUAACCCAUUGCAGCUAACCUGCAGGCAAGACCGGAGGGCAGUGGCCGUGUGUAACCUGCAGAAGUUCUCUAAGCCCUUGCCUCAGGAAUAUCAGUAUUUUGAUGACCUUCAUGGAAUACCUGUUGAAGAGUUGCCUUAUUAUGGUGGCUCCGUGGAAAUUGCUGACUACUGUCCUUUCAAUCAAGAAUUCAAUUGGCAUAUAAGUGGUGAAUUUCAACGCAGUUCAGAUUGUAGAAUAUUGGAAAAUCAACCAGAACCUUACAAAAACUUUGGUGCUGAAAAAUAUGGGCCUCAUUCAAUAUGCCUAAUCCAGAAAUCUGCAUUUGUCAUGGAAAAGUGUGAAAAGAAGCUCAGUUAUCCUGACUGGGGGAGUGGAUGUUAUCAGGUUUCCUGUUCUCCUCAAGGCUUGAAGGUUUGGGUCCAGAAUACCACAUAUUUGUGUAGCCGGGCAGGGCAGGUCCUCACUGUAAGCGCCCAGAUAAAUGGCUGGAUCCAUGAUGGGGACCUUCUCUGUCCAGCAUGUUGGGACUUCUGUGAACUCUGCCCUCCAGAAACAGAUCCUCCAAUUUCGAACUUCACGAGGGCUUUACCAUUAGAUCUCUGCUCCUGUUCCUCCAGCCUGGUUGUCACGCUCUGGCUGCUGCUGGCUAACCUGUUUCCUCUCCUGGCUGGAUUCCUCCUGUGUGCUUUGCAUUAG